Molecule: messenger RNA, 1400 nt
Organism: Dendronephthya gigantea
Lineage: Eukaryota; Metazoa; Cnidaria; Anthozoa; Malacalcyonacea; Nephtheidae
Exons: 2
Coding region: 78-1145 (355 amino acids)
Source: RefSeq, a predicted model, not a curated record
AGCUCGCCGGGUCAACGGCGCGAUACAAGCAAUUCUGAGUGAAGUUUUCAAAUUCUCUCAAUCAAAGUCGUUAUAGGAUGACAUCAAAAAAAGCUGCAAUCGCUGUUGCGGUGGUCGGGGUGGCUGUUUUGGUGAUAGUUGGCGUCACUAUCCUCGGUAUUUGGAUCGACCAGUGCGUUUUGGGCAACGGUGAUUCAGUGAACGUCAGGGUAGACAACGUGACACUACUCUCGGCUCCGACAGACAACGUUUUCCUCGGCUGGGAAUCUUUAUUCGGCAAACCCGCGGACGAAAUCAGCGUUCACUUAUCAUCUGGUCUCUGCCGCGCAUCGAACGAACCCCGAGAAAUCAAACAAGGUCAAACAAUCACCUUCGGACACUCGCUGUCCAUGAACACGUUCUUCACCCACGGCGUGGACUUUCACCUGCAGGAAGCCGAUGGUGGAUUCGAAGGCAAAGACGACUACUCCGAAACGCUUUCCAUACCGAAGGAGAAAAUAGCACGCAUUAGAUCGACGCUGGAUGAGGACUUUAGCGAUUUUAUACAGUUGGACUACACAGCUACGGUAAAAGGUGCAAACCUCUUCCAGGAACAACCUAUUUUAGGGUUUAUCGCUGAGAAUCUUUGCGUUAACGCCGUUGAUUUCAUCUCUGGUCCGUGGGCAGGUUUCGGAGGAAAGCUAAUAAGGACAGCAGCCGGAAGCAAGUUCAAAAAGCUUCCUUUAAUGAGGUCCGGUGAUAUAGCAAGACUAUAUCAAACCAUUGGAAAGGCAUAUUCGGAAAAGCAGCUCACGAAACAGGUAUUCUUCAAAGCUGUGAUGACCUACCAGUUUCGUGCCGGAGUGAAAGCUUCGUUAAAGAAACCAGCUCAACGAAAGGCGCAGGAGUUGGUGAAGGAGUGGGCUUUAAACCAGACUGAACUGGACGAACAGAUUAAAGGCGCCAUAGAAGAUGCUACUGAGGCUGGGAUCUACGCCGUUGCUAAAGACCCUGGUUUGGACUUGUAUCACGACAUUAACGCGGCGCUUGAUCAAUGGGGUGGCUUUGUCGAGAAAUUGUCGGAUGCGGUAGAGUUUUGCCUUUCGGAAGUUUUGCCGCCAUCAAAGGACGCCUUGUAUCACGUUUAUUUGACUAUCACCAGAUAGAUAAACAUUUGCGUAUAUAACAUAGCUACAUCCGCACGGUAAAGUAACGAGAUGAAAAGUAGUUUCAUCGUAAUUUUAGACUUUCUUAUAAAGACUGAGUUAAAGUAGUUCUUUUUGAAUGCAUAUACAUAAUAUUAAAAGAUUAAUAGUCACGAUUCCUAGCUGUUACAUGCGAUAAUAACAACAUUUGAGGCUUAAGCAGUUCUUUUUGACUGCCAGUGUAGAAUUAAUAGAAACGGUAAAUAGAAGCACAAA